UCCAUUUCCAUCCAAGGAUUUUUAAUUCCAUUUCCAUCCUUCAAUCCAUCUACCAAACACACCCUUAGUAUGAUUAUUCUACUUUCAUAGAUCACCAUUCACCGAGCUCAAGUGCAGAGUAUCAUUAUAUUGAGCUUCCCUGCAAAAUUGGCAGUUUCGAUUGGAAUCAAAAAAUGCAGGGUGGAUCAACCGGCAUUGGUUACGGUUUAAAAUAUCAGGCAAGAUGCAUUGCGGAUGUUAAGGCGGAUACAGAUCACACCAGCUUCAUCGCUGGUACUCUCAGUCUCAAAGAAGAAAACGAGGUGCAUUUGAUACGUCUUUCAAAUGGUGGCAUUGAGUUGGUAUGUGAAGGGUUGUUCUCUCACCCAAAUGAGAUAUGGGACAUUGCUUCUUGUCCCUAUGAUCAGCGCAUUUUCUCAACCGUCUAUUUCGAUGGUCAAUCAUAUGGAGCAGCCAUAUGGCAAAUUCCUGAAUUGUAUGGACAGUUAAAUUCGCCUCAACUGGAAAGGAUAGCUGCUCUUGAUUCUCAUAGUGCUAAAAUUGGAUGUGUUCUUUGGUGGCCUACAGGAAGACAUGAUAAGAUAAUUAGUAUUGACGAACAGAACCUGUUCUUGUGGAGUUUAGAUUCUUCAAAGAAGACAGCACAGGUACAUUCACAGGAAUCAGCUGGCAUGUUACAUUACUUAAGUGGUGGUGCCUGGGAUCCUCAUGAUGUAAAUGCUGUUGCAUUGACAAGUGAAUCAGCAAUCCAGCUUUGGGACCUACGAACAAUGAAGAUGACCAACUCAAUUGAGCAAGUACAUGCCCGCAACCUUGAUUAUGAUGUCAAAACAACACAUAUCCUGGUAACUGCAGAGGAUGAGUCUGGAAUACGCAUUUGGGAUCUUAGGAUGUUGAAGGCUCCCAUCACCGAGCUUCCUGGCCAUGAUCACUGGACAUGGACAGUCAGGUGUAACCCUGAGUACAACGGUUUAAUCUUGAGUGCUGGAACCGAUUCAUCUGUGAGCUUGUGGUCAGCUCCGACGCAUAGUGAGGACACAAGUUUGGUGGAGUCCACAACUAAUCGCGCAGAGCCUUUAUUGCACUCAUACAGUGAUUAUGAAGACAGUGUUUAUGGCCUUGCUUGGAGUUCAAGGGAACCUUGGAUUUUUGCGUCAUUGUCUUACGAUGGGAGGGUGGUCGUAGAAUCAAUAAAACCUCAUCUUUCCAGAAAGUGAAGACCUGUGUUUCAUUAUAACUUGAAGUUCCUUGCCAUCUGCAUCUAUUCCUCGUCUCCAGGCGUUUUUUAAAAUGUUUUCUAUGUGCUGCUCAUGUGCUGAGAAAAAUCAAACUGAGAUGAUGCGUUUUACUAAAAGGAUUUGAUUUGUGAAGCUUCUUAUAUAGAGUCCAUGUGCUCAAUAAGUUGACAAUCGUUUAUCAUCAAUCCUUUCCGUAAUCCUUCAAGACGAGUUGAUGACAGUGUCUUAAUUCUUAAUCCGAUAAAAGAUUUCCAUUUUCUGGAUUUAGGCAACAUUUUUGUGCUUCCCUCGCCUUUGGAAAAUGUACGAUAUUUAAUCCUGACGUCAAACUGGCAGACGGCCGCCAUUGUGCAUUUUUGGCUGAACUGAAUACUUCAAUUUAUGUAGUUGUAUUGUAUUGAGCUUGUUUAAGUGGCUAUAUGUUUGAGAUGGCUUUUUGUAAUUGACCUUACUGAUCGACUAUUAGUUUGUUAUCUUUAUAAUGGUUCUUAACGUAUUGAAUGAUUCAUGCAGUAACUUCGAAUUGAUUCCUUAUAUUCUGAUUGAGAAUAUUCAAAGAAAUCAGCUUCAUCAAGUGAGGUUCCGAAAAUAGAUUUUGAAGCCCCCCACCAAGGAGAAGGGUGCAGACGACCCUCAACUGUCUUAAUGAUGGUGUUCGCUUGUAUUGGUGUGCUCCAGCCCCUGGCUGUAAAUGCUUGCUUUCAUGUGGCCACCACCCUGGGUGGUGCGGCUGAGCUAGUGUGGUUCAGCCGUUCACCUGUUUUCGUAUGCACACAUAAAAGCAUAAUUAGUUGAGGAAACUCGAGAAGUAAUCUCCUUCCAUAUCAAUAGACAUUUAGUUAUUCAUCUAUGUCGGAGAUUAGAUAAAUCAUAAGUCUUAGUUUCUCUUAGCUUUAAUAUAACUUUAUAAAAUUCGAGCUUAAAUAAAAAAUAUUGCGAGAAAAAAUAGUAAUUUUAUCACAAUAUUUUGAGAAUGUGGAAUUAUUUGAGCUUCAAAUUGUUCGUUGAGAUAUCAUAGGACACCAA
Molecule: messenger RNA, 2264 nt
Organism: Amaranthus tricolor (Joseph's coat)
Lineage: Eukaryota; Viridiplantae; Streptophyta; Magnoliopsida; Caryophyllales; Amaranthaceae
Product: WD repeat-containing protein DWA2-like
Exons: 14
Coding region: 174-1217 (347 amino acids)
Biological process (GO): protein ubiquitination
Molecular function (GO): protein binding
Source: RefSeq, a predicted model, not a curated record